AUGGAUAAUAAUAUUGAGCCUCGUGUAGCAGAUCUAGAACGUCAACUCAUGAUGUUCGAGAGAAUGCUUUUAAUGCUAAGUGGAACUUUAGAUCAGCAUUUCAAAAAAUAUGAUGAUCUAAUAGCUUCUCAACAGCAACAAAUCUCCGAUUUAAAUUCAAUUAUAUCAACUAUUUUAAAUGAUCAAUGUAAUCAUUCUGAUAAUUUAAGACAGAAAUUAGUUAGUGUUUUAAAUGGAAUUUCAGCCUCAUCUGUUUCAUUAGAUUCUAUGUUGAAUUCAAUACCAAAGUUUCCUGCAUCUAGUAAGACAUUUGUUCCAAGAGUUUCAGACCCUGAUACAAAUAAAAAUAAGUCAAAUACUUCUAAUGAAACUGAUAAAUUAUUGGAUGUGAUACUAGCAAAUGGUUCUGCACCAAACAAUACACACAUCAAUGUUUCACAUAAUGAUGCCACUAAAAAUAUUAAUGCUAAUACAACUAAUACUACGACUUCUAAUACUAAUAACACCAUUAAUGCCGAUGGUACUUCUGAUAAUACUAAUAGUAAUAACAAUACUAAUAGUAAUAACGUUAACGAUAAUUCGAAUAAUAAUUCGAGUAAUAAUCUGAAUGACAAUAAUAGUAGUAAUACUAAUAAUAAUAAUAAUAAUAAUAAUAAUAAUCCUACGGUGCCUGUACUAAGUAGAGGUGUAAUAGGUCAGCAUAAACAAGAUGAUAAAUCUAUAAAAACUACAAAUCAUAUUUCAAAGAUUCCAAUAACAGGAACAAAAGAACUUGUCACUAGUCAUUUUGAUCCUUCUACUUUAAAAUACGAACCAUUCAACCCUCAUCCGCAUUCUUAUGACGAAUCAAAUAACGAAGCCACCACUCAUUCGUUAGGUGAUACUACCCCUGAUCAUGUUUUCAAUUUAGGACAUAAUAAUUUAGAUGACCAGGACCCUCAACACGAUGAUCAACAAUCAGAUACAGUUUCUUCAACUUCAAAUUCAAAUUCAAGACCAAGAAAAAGGACAAAGACUGUUUAUAAAGGUGAAUUUAAAUUCUUAAAAUCCCCUCAAACAGUGACAGAUGUUUGGAAAGAAUAUACUGAAGGUGUAGAAGGUCAACCAUCAAUUAGAGAACUAGAAUCUUUAUAUCAAACUGGUUGGAGAAGAGAUCCGGCUGUUAACAAAAGAUAUGCACGUCGUAGAGUUUUAUACAAGGCAAUUGAAAAUGGUUUAAGCAGAGGUUAUACUCUGAGUUAUAUAAUUGACGUUUUAGAGGAUUACAGAUUUAUUGAUCGUGAAAGAGGUAUUAAACAACCAAUUGGAUGGUUAUUCCAGCCAGCCAAUAUUCCAGAUUUAUUCAAAUGA
Henningerozyma blattae CBS 6284 is the source of this 1350-nucleotide messenger RNA. It is a transcript of the gene MSN1, whose product is annotated as Msn1p. The transcript has a single exon. Gene Ontology annotation, biological process: positive regulation of ribosomal protein gene transcription by RNA polymerase II. Bases 1 to 1350 code for a protein of 449 amino acids. Gene Ontology annotation, molecular function: DNA-binding transcription factor activity, RNA polymerase II-specific; RNA polymerase II cis-regulatory region sequence-specific DNA binding. The record is from RefSeq and is a predicted model, not a curated record. NCBI's taxonomy places the organism in Eukaryota, Fungi, Ascomycota, Saccharomycetes, Saccharomycetales, Saccharomycetaceae.